Molecule: messenger RNA, 867 nt
Organism: Grosmannia clavigera kw1407
Lineage: Eukaryota; Fungi; Ascomycota; Sordariomycetes; Ophiostomatales; Ophiostomataceae
Product: ef-hand calcium-binding domain protein
Exons: 2
Coding region: 1-867 (288 amino acids)
Cellular component (GO): nucleus; cytoplasm
Source: RefSeq, a predicted model, not a curated record
AUGCGGGUCCUCUGCCUUCAUGGCCGAGGCACGAGUGCCGCCAUCUUCAAGUCGCAGACAGCAGCGAUGCGGGCCAAGCUGGACAGUUCGUUCGUCUUUGAAUUUGUCGACGGGCCGUUUCGCUGCACGCCAGCCCCGGGUAUCGACACGCUCUUUGAUUCGGGCACCUUUGCCUGGUGGCCGCAGGAGUCCGUCAUGGGCAUCCGUGCCGCCCACUUAUGGCUGGACGAAUACAUGGCCGCUCAUGGGCCCUACGACGCUCUCAUGGGCUUCUCGCAAGGUUGCAUUCUCAUCGGCAGCUACCUAACCAGCUGGGCCCGCGAUCAUCCACAGCAAAAACCACGACCGCCACCCUUUCGCGCCGCCAUCUUCGUCUGCGGUGGCAUGGCCGUGUCCUGGAUGGAGGAGCUCGGCCUCACGGUGUCGCCGCGGGCCCGCGAUAUUGAUCAGCGCUCCGUCCAGUCGCUGCAUCGCAAGGCCGGCCGUCUGCGCGAGCUGGCCGCCAAUCCGGACCUGAUCCAGCGCGGCGUCGGUCUCUGGGACGACACCACCGACCUCGUUCACUCGCCCGGAUCACUACUGCCGCAGGGCGAUCACGACGUCUUCGGCCUCGACUUCGCCUCUUUCCCAUCCGUCGUCUUCAUUCAAAUCCCCACCGUACACAUCUACGGCAGCAAGGACCCGCGGCUGCCGAGCAGCGUCCAGCUGGCUCACUUCUGCAAGAUCCGCGAGAUGUACGACCACGGCGGUGGCCACGACAUCCCUCGGUCCAGUUCCGUGUCCUUGCAUAUCGCUGGCAUGAUCACCCGCCUCGCCGAUGAGAUCGACAAGCAGAAGGCUCAGCCUGUUGCCACCACCGGCACAUAA